Molecule: messenger RNA, 4922 nt
Organism: Drosophila mauritiana
Lineage: Eukaryota; Metazoa; Arthropoda; Insecta; Diptera; Drosophilidae
Exons: 11
Coding region: 543-3857 (1104 amino acids)
Source: RefSeq, a predicted model, not a curated record
AAAUACGAAUACUCUCAGACAUAACCGUCCAAAGCCGAUGGUAUCGUUGCGUUGAGGGUCGCCGCGGCAUCUACCAUCUGUGGCCUCCCUGCCCCCCCUACGCUUUAAGUAAUCUAUUCUAGCAGCUUUUCGCUUCGAAAGACUCCUUGUGAGCCGACAGCAGAAGCUUACGAACAACCCCGGGCAGUCGAAAAAGUCGGUUCGGCUGUUAGUGCAUGUGCCUCUGCAUUCGAAAAAAUCGAUGCCAGACUGCAGAAACUUAAUUGAAAACGAAAAGGAGUGAGAAGAUGAAAGCCGACAGCAGUAAGUAUUACUGCUAGACGGUGCGGCUUGUGCAAACCUAAAAAUGAAGAAUUUAAGGACAUAGAAUUAAAACAGCGAGAAGGUAGAGCAAAACCUCCAAUCACUUUCACUCAUUGCAUAGAUGAACAUUAAAAUUGCUUCGCUAACUGGGAAAUUGUAGUCAUCAAAAUAUCCGACAUUAACAAAGAAGCCACUGCCGAGAGUAGGUCUACCGUCGAUGGUUCAAUGAGCAUCUCAUAAUGGCAGCGGCACAUGAAUCGACUAAAGCACGCGAUUCGACCAACGUCGAGACUGAGCGGACGUUUCAUCUGGAGGCAGAGCAAUCCUAUGAUACAAUGGCAGAAUCUCAUCGCGCAUUCCAUUCCCUGGAAUUGGAGACGGCAGCGGAGGUAGCCCUAGAUUUAGAUGCUGCUGUUGAAGCUAACCAAAAAGGACAAAACGAUAAUCAACUGCAGUCGUUGGAACCCAUUUCCUUGGAUGACAUACCUGAGCCAAUAAAAGUCCUCGAUGAGAUUAUUUCAGAAUUUGAGGAGGCAGCAACGAAACCAGUGGCCUUGAACUGCAAUAGUGGCGAGAAUCAGUCUGAGGACGAUGGCUACAUGAGCCUAAGUCGCAAAAACAUGUCCAAAAAGGAUUCCGAAGAUGUACCCCAAACACCCAGCACAGACACUGUGCCCGAGGGAAGUUUCAACGAAGUGGAUGGGACGGCUGAGAAUCUAACUAAAUUAUCUGAGGUUGUACACGAACAGGAAACUACAUCGCCUCUCAUUCAGACAACGCUGCCAAAGGCUCGGGGAUCUUGCUCGACUCCUGCCGUAAACUCAAACUACUCCAGUUUACCGUGCUGUGGUGCCAGAACUUCAAAUUUGGGUGGAGCUUCUGCUGCCAAUUCCUCAAGUCGAUUGUCAGCCAUUAGGCACCCAGGCAGCUGCAACGAGGGUCGCAACGCACUGGGCAUCGACAUUAGCGCUGUGCAUAACGCUGUUCUCCGUGGUAAUUUGGCGAAGCUGCCGGAACCAUUCGUCAACGAACAUCCAGUGACGAUUUACCCAGGUCCCUCUUCCAAGGCAGCCAUGGGGGAGGGAGCUCGCUGCAAGCGGCUACUCAGCUCUGUCGAAAAGCACAAAGAGGUGUGCCACAUGUUGAAUCCACUAUCCAGCGGGUCAAACUCUUCGUCCGGGGAGGCUUCGCCUGCUGCGUCUCACUUCAAUGUCGCGACAUCAAAAGCUGCUGCCAGGGAUGAGGAAUAUUCCGAAGAUUCGCUGGAGGAGUCAACCAUCUCUACUGAACUUACACCCGUUAAACAGAACGGAGUUGCCUGGGAGAUUCACUUUAAAAGCAACAAGAAGAAAUCCAGUGGCUUUAAAAAUACGUCUGCUUCUAAAACGAAAACCCACAAUUUAGACGGCAGUUCCAUUUACAACGAAAGAAGCAUGCUGGGCAAAGGGACUUUUAUUAUCCGUCGCUCCACAUCCAAAAAUCCGCCUCGUGUCACAGAUGUAUUUUGUAUGCCAAAGCCACCACGUUCCUCGUUGGCCGAGGGAGUCGAGACCAAAGUGGGAGCCGGGGCGAUCAGUAAUGAGUUCUACACAAGCGAUAGCGAGCAAAGCGAUGCCACUCCCAUACCACUACCGCUGCCACCAGCUUCAUCUGAGAUAAACUUCGUGUACAAGGAGUCUGAGGCUAAUGCGGAGCAUACACGCCGGGGAUUGGAGAUGGUCGCCGCACACCGAGCGAUCUUAUCUCUUGAUAUCGAGUCACCAGAACAACUUCGCUAUUGCAAGCCUGCGAAGAGCAAGACGGCGAUGCUAACGGAAAAGCGCCUGAGUGCCGAGUCCAUGCCGGACAACACAUCCAGCAGCGAAGAGUUUGACGAGGCGCGUCUGAACGGAAGCGGCAGCUACGAGUUGUAUGGGUACAACGGUAACGAUCAGCGAGCUUCCAACGCAACCACUCCGCAUACAGAUUUGGCCCCAACUCUGGAGGAGGACGAAGAACUUUCAGAUUUAAGCUAUGGGUGUGCUCCACUGAUGCAAAUAGAGCAUAACAUCAGUGCUUUGUUGCGUGGAGACAUUCCAAUUAUCGGGCAACCGGCUGAGAGCAAAGGAGGAGGACUUACUGGUGCCGCAACGACAGCUGCCGAGCUGCAUGCAAAGCGGGUGCUGGAAUUUCGACACGGCGUUCACAAGUCUGAAAGCGCCAAGGAGAUGCUGCUGUCACAGAUGCCCAGUUUGGGCCCACUGCCACCAUCGCCGCCGAGUUCCAACCCGGAUUUAUUUGACUACGAUGCCCCUCUUCCACCGUCACCAGUGGAGCCGCGAAAGCAGCUAGAGCUCCCGGUAGUGCCGAAUACCCCUUCCGCGAAUCGGGGCACUACCGUAGUGGAGGUGCAUGCCACCGCCUCUGGUACGGCGGUGAACAGUAGCAACAGCAACACUCGCCGAAGUGGGGACAAUAUCGCCUCUGCGCGUCACUUUACCGACGAGCUGCCACCGCCCCCAGCGCUAUCCCACCAAUCGGCCAGCUUCUUAGAGGGCAACGGCGGACCUCCUAUGGUCCCCCCACAUCGAGUGACUGGAGGUCAUUCGGCGAAUACAAUGAAAUCCUGGAGUAUCGACUCGCAAUACCGUAAGAAAUCGCCAAAACUAUUUGGCCACUAUAGCAGCGGUGGCAGUGGGAUAACCACACCCACUGGUCUGGGACCGAUUCCUCCACUGCCAGCUCCGCAUUUCGACGGAAUGGCAGGUGGAUCUGGGUCCUACCAUCGUCGUUAUAUUAACUACGGCACCAAGCGCAACCUAAAGCAGUCGCCGCGCGAAGAGCAUCGCCUGCAAACCUCAUGCAGUCUUCCUGAAACGCCCAUUUUUGCCAGAGGCUGUGACAUACCUCGUACCCCAUAUCGACGCCAAAAUGAGCCCCUGCCUGUGGUCAGCGGCUCCCGCACAGCGCCCAGAUCGAGCACAUCGAACAGCAUCAGCAUGGGCGCUUCAAUUUUGGGUAUUGGAGGUGGUAACUAUGGUACAGCCCAAAUUUGCCGUCAGCGCUCAAUAAAUCAUGCCUUGGCCUCUAAUGAAAUGCUUCGCAUGACCGGGGCCCCGGCUCGAGGAUGGUAUCCCAAGCAACGGGGAAUGCGACCAGUCUCCACCGAGAACAUAGAUCGACUGGCUUCCAUGCGGGUGUGGGACAAUUCGACGGGCAUGUCGGGCACCGGACAAUCUCGUAAGCCAUUAACACUGCCACCAAAUCUUACACCUUCCUUCUUGAAUAAAUCACCCCGCGAGGCUCUACGGCGUGUUACUAGUUUGCUGAUAACCAAAAAAAAAAGCAGCAAAGAUCGAAAACAUAAGACAUACUGCGAUCAGCUUAUGGAUGAUAGCAACAGCAAGCAUGUCUAUGAAUUUGAAUCGGUCUUUUUUCUAGGAUCCACCACGCGGAAGGAUACCAAUCGCAAUGACAAUGGAGCCUCGGGGGCGACCACGAAUAACAAACCUAAAAAAAAGGGGCUUUUUAAAUCUCUUUGGAAACGCUCCAAAACUGUCUCCUUAGAUCAGUAAAAUAUCCCCUCUUGGAAGCUUAAACACUGCCCCUUGUUUUUUAUACACAUACAUUUGUGUAUAGUAGCAUCGAAAAUUAUAAUAACCCUGCACUUACAUUAACUUUUAUCGGGUCGAAAGCUGCCAGUUUAUCUUUGCACUCACCCACUCACUCAUCUGCUCAUUCGAUUAGAAAAACGCUUGUGUUCGUUCGCCUUGAAAACAUACACAAAAUAUCGUAAUUGCUCAUACAGUAUUAAGACAAUUGAAAAAUUCAAAUGCACAAAAACCGUGAAUCGUAAAGACUGACAAUGAAAAAAGCGCUAAGAAAGAUUAAAUUAAAUUUAAAAUAUGUGAAAGUAAAUAAAUGAACCUAACAAAUACAAACAAGAUUUCACUUCAAGAAGUUAAAGAAAAUACAGUGUAAAGUGAAUGUGCGGUCAACACUCAACUUUUAAAAUACUAUUAAAGCAAUUACUGUAGUUAUAUGGCCAAUGAUCGAACAACCAAAAUCUAACCGAAUACACGCAGCAUUGUGACGCAACAAGAAAUUUAAAAGCACUGCAUUAAUUUAAACAUAUAUACAUACUCGUAUAUGUAAGAGCGAUAUAUAUAUAUAUAUAUAGUUUGGACUACAACUAAACCGUUUAGGGUUUUUGGCAACAACACUAUAUUGCUUACAUCAAUUUAAAGUCGUGCAACGUAUUUAAAUGAGCUAGAGACGGGCAAUGUGGACAAUGAAAUGAGAUAUGGUUUUUUAUCUCAUGUAUACUAAUCGAACAUCUGAUGCUCUGCCAGGCCCCAGAAAAAUCAAGUUGAAAUGAUAAAAAAAAUCUUGAAACUGAUGAUACGUAUAGAAUUUCAAAAAACUGAAACAGAAUGAAGUUAAGCCCUCCACAUUUUAACGAAUGUUUGAUAAUAAAAACGAUCGAAAGUAAUCCGGAAAAACUUUAAACGUAUAAAAUGCUCAAGACGAUUUUACCAGAGAAAGCUUUUCUCAAAUUUUGAACAUAAAUGAAGUUGAGUAGUUGGAAAGGAAAAUUGCAAUAUGUAAACGUUUACUAGUCAUUAAAUAUAAAAAAUGAA